GAUUGGAAGUGUAAAAAAGGUUUCGUAUGUUUCUCUGGAGGCUACCGAGAAACAAAAGACAUGUGGUGGUUGCGCUUCGGGCCUCUCAAGGUCUGCCCGCCUUAGCCGGCUCAACAGAACGGGAUGGGCAGAACAAAAAAGCAGUCCUCUUUGCGACAACAGGAAACAGCGCGGUUGGUGUAGUGGCCAAGCACAUCACUCUGCUUGUAGUUACUGGCGACUACAGUUCUAGCGUAAGUGAUUUCCCUCCGUCUUCGGCAGUAGCUGCUGCUGCAACUACAGAAGAGGGAGUACAGCAACAUGACACCUUUGCAGUGGGAUACCAAGGGAACCUACCCAAGCUGGUUUGUGGUCGUGCCUGCCUGGGUAUCCAGAGACAAGUGGUGGUUCAGCUCCGUGGGUGCUGCCCUGGGUAUCGUGAAAGAAAUGGUAAGCUGGGAAACUGCUGGGGUUUGGAGGAUUACUCAUGGCGGUUCGAUAUGGUAUUCGUGCUUCUUGUCGAACAUAAAAGAACGGUCUAUACACAUAUAGCUAGAAGGGAUGAUGGCUAA
This is a messenger RNA of Neurospora tetrasperma FGSC 2508, 551 nucleotides long. RefSeq lists its product as uncharacterized. The record is from RefSeq and is a predicted model, not a curated record. The coding region runs from base 27 to 551 and encodes 174 amino acids. NCBI's taxonomy places the organism in Eukaryota, Fungi, Ascomycota, Sordariomycetes, Sordariales, Sordariaceae. The transcript has 4 exons.